This is a messenger RNA of Mercurialis annua (annual mercury), 2016 nucleotides long. RefSeq lists its product as uncharacterized. The record is from RefSeq and is a predicted model, not a curated record. The coding region runs from base 125 to 1651 and encodes 508 amino acids. The transcript is spliced from 16 exons. Gene Ontology annotation, molecular function: protein binding; protein-macromolecule adaptor activity. Gene Ontology annotation, biological process: proteasome-mediated ubiquitin-dependent protein catabolic process. Gene Ontology annotation, cellular component: nucleus. NCBI's taxonomy places the organism in Eukaryota, Viridiplantae, Streptophyta, Magnoliopsida, Malpighiales, Euphorbiaceae.
GCGUGGUUGAGAACGAUAACAUUUUGGCGCCAAAAUCAAAUUGAACAAUAAUAAGAAAACAAAAACCCAUUUCACAAACCUAAUUUCCUCCAUUGCUCUCUCUCUCAAAUCUCUGCUGCUUCUAAUGGAUUCCUUAUUUCAAGGCAUCAGAUCUAGAGAGCUCAACGGUUUCAAAGUUAAAAAGCGUCCAUUUAUUGGAGAUAAACCAGCAGAUUUUACUGAAUUUGGAACCCUAGCUAUUGAACACUAUGGUGAAACAACGCCUCCUUUAGCUAUUUCUUUUGCCAAGACUAGUAAAAAUUCGCAUAUUCUAGCCGUGUCGGAUGAGGAUGGGUAUUUGAGCUUGUUUGAUGCUAGAAACAAGUUUUCUUGUUAUGAAUCUCAUCAAGAAUGUUCAGAUAAUGCUAGAAUCGCUGAAUGGGCGGCUCAUCAGAAUGCUAUAUUUGAUAUAUGCUGGAUUAAGGAAGAUACCAAUUUACUUACAGCUUCAGGCGAUCAAACUAUUAAAAUAUGGGAUGCACAAGAGAAGAAAUGCGUUGGAGUUUUAAUGGGGCACACAGGAAGCAUAAAAUCUAUGUGUUCGCACCCGACAAAUUCUGAUAUUCUUGUUUCUGGCUCAAGAGAUGGCUCUUUUGCCAUAUGGGACUUGAGAUGCAACGCUGGUUCCACAAGUGAAAUAACAUGCACAACUCCAACUUCCGUAGUCAAAAGAGCUCAUCUUUCACCUUAUGCAAAGCGGAUUAGGAACGGAAAGGCGGCUUCCAUGAGCAUUACGUCAGUUCUUUAUCUUAAAGAUGAGGUCUCCAUUGCCACUGCUGGAGCAGUUGAUAGCAUUUUGAAAUUCUGGGAUACCAGAAAUCUAAAGGCUCAGGUGACACAGGCCUGCCCUCAUCCUAAAUCAACUGGAAAGGAGAGAAAAUUGCAUGGUAUAUCUAGCUUGUCCCAGGAUUUAAAUGGAGUGUUUAUUACUGCUUCAUGCAUGGACAAUAGAGUCUACUUGUACAACAGUCUUCAGCUUGAGAAGGGUCCAAUGAAGUCAUUCACUGGAUGCCGAAUUGAAUCCUUUUAUGUAAAAUCAGUAAUCAAUCCGGAUGCAACUCAAAUUCUUAGUGGUUCUAGUGAUGGAAAUGCCUACAUAUGGUCGGUCAACAAGCCUGAGAGAGAUCCCAUCACAUUGAAAAGCCACGAUGGAGAAGUUACAGCCGUAGAUUGGUGCCCUUAUGAUGGGAAGAUAGCAACUUCUUCAGAUGACUUCACUGUUCGAAUCUGGAACAUACAAAGCAACGACUGUUCAAGCUCAAGAUCACCAUCUUCUGUUCGAAGAAGAGUAAUGGCGAUUCCAAGUGAAGAAUGUAAAAGACUAUUAACAUAUGAAGAACCAAUAAGCCUUGCAAAAACUUCCAAUGAUUUGCACACUUCAGAUGAAUUCCACCAGCACAAUGAGUCUCCAAUCUCUGUCAGAACGCCUGCAGUGAGCGCGCCCGCAAUGAGUACUCCUGAAACCCAGAAGAGAAAGUUUGCAUCAGUUUCUGAUUUAAACGAGUUUUUUGACAGAACUCCUGAAGCUGCUAUGGCAAGCCCUUCUUCUGUAUUGAACCCUCCAUCUUCCUUGAAAAGAAAAACCAUUCGUGAUUACUUCAUAACAGCGUAAAGAGAUUUUUACGUAGUAUAAGAGGAUUUAUGUGCAGCAUUCCUGUGGGUGGCCUUCUUCAUCUGAGUUAUCAGUGCCCAUUUUCAGAUCAAAUUGGGUCGAAUCUGAAAUAAUACAGCAAAUAUUUUUGUAGGCAGUAUUUUGUCAGUUAAACUAAGGCUGCAUUUUUUUCUUGGACUGUACAUUUAGUUAAAGAUGAUUGUAGAAAUCAAAUAUGUAUAUUUGUAGCCUAUAUAAUGAUUAUCAUCCCUCGAUUCCAUAGAGAGUUAGUUUAAAAAAGAUGAAAAAAAAAAAUCUAUUUUGUAGUUGUUAACUAAGGAAACAUUUUCUUUUUAGUUGUGAUCAAUAUACAUUUAUUUAUUUAA